Molecule: messenger RNA, 1773 nt
Organism: Hymenoscyphus albidus
Lineage: Eukaryota; Fungi; Ascomycota; Leotiomycetes; Helotiales; Helotiaceae
Source: the annotation of a GenBank genome assembly
GUGUAAUAAUGCUGAUGGGAAAGUGAAAAUGCAAUUGUAGAGGCUAGUUUAGAGGGCCAAGGUUCAACGCUCUGAACGCUGGCUGGCGGUUACUGACGGGAUUGUAUGCAACGGAGAUCAGAUAAGCAGAUUAGGAGUUCGAUGUUGGUCCCCCUAUGACGUUGGGUUUCGGCUUGUGGGGUGGUGCUUGUCGACGGUCUGGUCAAGCCCUAAUACUUGAAACGUGCUAUAGCUGUCUCGAGGUCAAACUCCCGGGAGCAAAUUGCCGUUGAGGUGAAGAAGAGCUGAGUUGUGAAGAGGUUGAGAGUUGAGAGGGUUCAAGAUUGAAUUCUGUUGAUGUUCUCCGUGAGAACACAGAAUUUGAUAGGCGAGAUCUGUUCUGGAUUUUGGGAUGACUUGAAUCACACAAUACCAAGUUUUGAAACGUUGUUGGCGACUGUGUCGCUGUACUUGUACAAAUCCUUCUCUUCCUUCUAAAAUCUAAUUCUAUUCUUCCAUCUAAUCAUUCACGCAAUGCGCUUACUCACCUUGAUCUCCUCAAAUCGUGCUGGCGUCCUCCCUUCCCCUUUACCCACCAAUCGAAGGGAGACCGAUGAUCCACCACCCCAAAGCCUGAUGCGACGGCUCUCCAGCAUUUCCAUCUCCUCCUCCUCAUCGGAUUCCUCGGAUUCCGAUGAGGACACAGAACUCUCGGAUUGGAAUUACGAUAGCGAGAGUGGUCCGACUGCAGCGAGGAUUAAGGCUUCCAACGCGAGGAAAGCGGGCAAGCUGCCAAGGGAUAGAGACCACGAUGCGGUCAGAGAGAAGAUGAAGGAGACAAGACACAGCAGAGCGAGUGAGGCUUGGAGGGAAUAUUGGUGUUGAUUGAGCAUCAGAAAUCGGGCAUUGCAUUGGCAUCGGGCAUUUUGAUAGUCGGAUGGCUUGGGCAUCUUGUUUUCAGUGGCUCGCUCGGCUCUAUCCGAGCCUGGAAUACAGGGGGGGAACUUUUCGCUGCGCAACCACCAUCCAUCAACGACGACGACGGACCUCACGAUUCGAACAGCCAUCAAGCCAUCAAUGCUCGCCGUGAUGAGAUGAAAAUCCACUGCAUCGGUCCGAGAACAUCGACCCAAUUUCCAGAAUCCCGACAGGGUUGCUGGAGGGGAAAAUGGCCACCCGUACUCCCGCACAACAGAAGAUCCGCCGCUUCAUAUUGACUGGUGCAAUUGCAUCUAUCACCAUGACCGGAGCAUGGUAUGGAGCUGGAUUGAAGGUACAGAGUGAUAUCAUAAAGGUGUGUCGUCCUUUCUCGCUUGACUUUUUAGCUGGAAAUGUACUGAUUUUGUUCUGCAGACAGCACAAAAACGUCUUGAAGCCACACCCGCUGAGAGGAUCACACAAUUGGCGGAGCACCGUAUGGAGCUAUUGGUCAAAAGACAUGGCUUGGAGAAGAAGCUUAGGCAGACUGAGGCGAGGAUGAAUGGUGCGACAAGGGAGGAGAGUAUGGUGGGGCAGGAGAGGAGGAGGGGGCAAUGAGCCUCUGUGUCUGGAUAAUGAAUGCACAUAGUAUACGACGUAUGGAGUGCGACAUAUUGAAUCGCCCGUCGGGAGAGGGGCUAUGUGCCGUACCAAUUUAUAACACAAGCAGACUUGGAUCAAUUGGCAGGCCAUGAGGCUUUGUGCAGUAUGAUAUACGAUAUACAGACUUUGAUCCCGUAAGAUCCAAGUAGGGUAACAGAUACCAUGAUGAGUGGGAGAUCAAAGUCAAAAGAAAACCCCCAAUCAAAUCCCAGA